UGGUUGGAUGCUGAGUCACACGUGAUGGUGAACUUCAUGAUCAAGCCAGAGUAAAGAAAGAAAUUGUUGUUGGGGAGUUGGGGAUCAGCAGUUCAACAGAAAGUGCCAACAGUGUAUGAAGUUAACAGAAUAUAGUUGUUAAGCUCGCAAUGUCUGGACACGGCCAUGGUCACGGUGGCGGGCACCAACACGGAUGUUGUGAACACGAGCAUGAGCCCGCAGAACGCGGCGUGGAGUAUGCCCUAUUUCAGCGUAUUGACUUGGAGAAAAUGCAGUGCCUGAACGAGAGUCGUGACGGAGACGGUAAGCUCGUGUUUAAACCAUGGGACCAGCGCACAGACCGCGAAAAGUUUGUUGAAAGUGACGCAGAUGAAGAACUGCUCUUCAAUAUUCCGUUCACCGGCAGCGUGAAGCUGAAGGGAAUAAUAAUCUCUGGAGAGGACGACGAGACACACCCUGCAGAGAUGAGACUGUUCAAGAAUAUCCCACACAUGUCGUUUGAUGACACAAGACGAGAGCCUGAACAGGCCUUUCGCCUGAACAGAGACCCACUGGCCGAGCUGGAAUAUCCAACAAAGAUUGCCCGCUUCUCCAAUGUACAACACCUCUCCAUCCACAUAUCCCGAAACUUUGGUGAAGAGUCGACUCGUGUCUACUACAUUGGACUGAGAGGGGAGUACACAGAGGCUUACCGACAUGAGGUGACAAUCUGUAACUACGAGGCCUCAGCCAACCCAGCCGAUCACAAAGUGGAAAACAUCACGCCCCAAACACAGUUCAUCUCGUGACACGAACAUACACACACACAAAUGCAUGUGUGCACGCACACACACACACACACACACACACUCACACACACACACACACACACACACUCACACACACGCUUAUGCGCUGAAGAGAGCCUGACUGUUUGAAAUGGGCUGAAGUAGUAGAAACGCAGUGGCCGAGUGGGAACUGGAAUCCGGAGCAGAGGACACAGGGGACUGAGAGCGGUCGCCUGCGCAGAUAUGGAGGCCGACCGACCGACCGACCGUUAUGUAUCGCAUUUCAGACAUUCUGCCUUCAUCUCCCUCACGUUUCCACAUGUAACUACUAACUGUGGUGCGCUAAUAAAGAUGCAGAGGAAUUGAAAUUAA
Engraulis encrasicolus (European anchovy) is the source of this 1139-nucleotide messenger RNA. It is a transcript of the gene pithd1, whose product is annotated as PITH (C-terminal proteasome-interacting domain of thioredoxin-like) domain containing 1. Bases 150 to 788 code for a protein of 212 amino acids. Gene Ontology annotation, cellular component: nucleus. The transcript has 6 exons. Lineage: Eukaryota; Metazoa; Chordata; Actinopteri; Clupeiformes; Engraulidae. The record is from RefSeq and is a predicted model, not a curated record.